Messenger RNA from Tilletiopsis washingtonensis, 3758 nucleotides. RefSeq lists its product as hypothetical. The coding region runs from base 34 to 3600 and encodes 1188 amino acids. The record is from RefSeq and is a predicted model, not a curated record. Gene Ontology annotation, cellular component: cytosolic [4Fe-4S] assembly targeting complex. Lineage: Eukaryota; Fungi; Basidiomycota; Exobasidiomycetes; Entylomatales. Gene Ontology annotation, biological process: iron-sulfur cluster assembly. The transcript has 6 exons.
CUCCUCUUGCUGCGCCCUUUCGCAUCCGUCAGCAUGGCCGCCGAGGCGUCGCCACCGCCGCCGCUCUCGCCGUCGUCCGUUGCGACGCAGGCGAUCCGCGCCUUUCUCGCCGACGAUGCCGCGGCGCCGCUGCCGCCGCAGCUGCGUGCACAGCUCGAGGCGCGCCGCCUCUCGCUGCUGCAGCUCAUCCGCAUGCUCGGCGACGCCCUCACCGACGACGACGAGGCGCGCCGCGGCCGCGCAUUGCGUCUCCUCGCGCUCGUCGUCACGGAGCUCGCACCGGCGCAGUCCGCCCCCGCCGAGGGCAGUGCCGGCGGCAGCGCCGGCGUGCCGCAGCUCUUCGAGCGGCAGGCCAGUCUGACGCUCGCCGGCUUCUUCGCCGGCAAGCUCGAGGACGCCGUGCUCAUUGCCGACUCGCUCGCGCGCGCCCACAACGCCGCUGCGCCGCCCGUCGCCGGCAGUGCGCCCAGCUUCCGCCACCGCCGCAUCCCCGUCGGUGCCGAGCCGCUGGCGGCGACGCUCGAGGCGCUGGCCCGGCUGGCGGCGCUCGAUGUGUUCGGCGCAGAGGCGGCGAAGGACGUGGCCGAGAGCCUCUUUGCCCAUGUCACGCCCUCGCUGUAUCCACAGGCAAUGCGCUACCUCAUCUACCGCCUCGUCGACGUGCUCGUGGCGCGGCAUCGCAACUCGCUCAAGGCCAGCCUGGGCGAGACGUUUCUGCGCGGCUAUCUCAAGCUCGUCGAGGGCGAAAAGGACCCGCGCAACCUGCUCUACUGCUUCGCCACUGACUGGGUGCUGCUGCGCGAGUUUGAGAUGAGCCGGGAGCUCGGCGAGGCCUUCUUCGACGCCACGUACUGCUACUUCCCCAUCACGUUCCGGCCGCCGCCAGACGAUCCGUACGGCAUCUCCACCGAGCAGCUGACCCUGGCGCUGCGCCGCUGCCUGGUCGCCUCGCCCGUGCUGGCGCCACACGCCAUGCCGCUGCUGCUCGAGAAGCUGGCGGCGGCAGGCGGCAACGCCAAGCUCGAGACGCUUGCCGUGCUCGAGGAGGCACUGCCGGUGUUCGGCCGCGAGGCUGCCCUGGCCAACGAGAGUCGCUUGUGGGAGGGCCUGAAGAUCGAGAUCAUGCACGCCACAGACGACGCAACCUCUCUGGCGUCGCAGCGAACGCUCGUCUCCUUCAUGCGCGUGUUGUAUCUCGGCGUCGAGCCACCAGAGGGCCUGGCGCCGCGGAUAGUGGCAGACUGUCUCGACGUGCUGGAGGAGCCAGCCAAGGUGCUCGCGCCGCAUGCCGCGACCAUCCUGGCCUGCCUCGUGCGCGCGGCGCCCAGUACCGCCUACCUGGCGCUGUACGGCAUGCUGGAGCAGAUGCUCACCUACUGGAAGAAUGCCGACGACGUGAGCGUGCGUGCGCCCAUCCUGGAGCACAUCGGCACGCUCCUGCGCGCGCUGCGCGAUGCGUACGAGGGCCGCGAGACGUGGGGCGCUGCGGCUCCAUCUCAGCCUGCCGCCAAGGCCGUCGGCUUCGGCACUGCUUCUUCGAGCACAAGCGCCGUCACGCCCACGCCUGUAUCGGCAGAAGGCAGCACGGCGGCGCCCAAGGCCUCCCCAGCGCCGGCGCGCAGCUACGAGAUUGACUCGCGGCCGCUCGAGCCGUUUCGUGAUGACCUCGUCGGCGCUCUUGCAAACGGCCUGCGCUCGACGCAGUACCGCCUGCCGGCACUGCACGCCUUCCUGGCCCUCGCGCGAAUUCCUGGCUUCCUCGAGGCGCGCGAGAUCGACUACCUCACCGAGGGCGUCAACGAGCUGCUGCUUGCGGCGCACGGCGACGAGGUGCGAGGUCCGGCACUGGACGGCCUGCGCGAGCUCUCGCUGCGCCACUCGCACAUCCUCGAGGCGACGACGCUUCCGCUGCUCUUCGCAGCACUGCCCGACCGCAUGAGCAGCAGUGGCGACGCAGCGCUACAAGAGGCCGAGCGCAGCCGCCUGCGUCGUGCACUCAGUGCACUGGCACGUCUCUGUGCGCAGCCGAACCUCUUCGACACGCUCGUGGUGCGCGUUGUCACCAAGCUGGAUCUCGCCUGCGCGGCAGACUACUCGGCGCCGGCCGAGCGUGAAGCAAACGUUGGCUACGUGCGUGGCUUGCUCGUCACGCUGCAGACACUGCUGGAGGACAAGGCCUCGGAGCGACACACCGACCUGCCGCGCUAUGCCGUCUCGCUGCCGCCGCGACUCCUCUCUCUCGUCUUCGCCGCCGCUGUGCGCAGCAGUGCCGGCGCUGCGGCUGUGCCGGUGGCCGCUGAUCCGCGCGUCGUGGCAGACGUGGGCAGCGCCGUGACGACGCUGGUACGCAUGCUCGAGCCCGCAAAGCAGCAGUCGCUUGUCGCUUGGCUCUAUCCUCUUAUCGAGGCCGGCCAGCAAGGGCCGCUCUCUCUUGGCCCGGGCCUCGCCUCCAGCGAGGUGCGCUUCCUGCCACUGGCUACCGAUGCUCAGCCGGCGCACCGCGCUGCGCUGCCCGCCUUUCUGGCGGCCUACGUGGCGCUGCACAAGUCAGUGCCGCCGCCGCGCGGCGGCGAUGCUGUGCAGUGGGCGCGCGAGCUGCUGCCUUGGACGCUGGCGGCCGCGAGCCGGGCGGAAGAGACCGCUGGCUGUGCGGCUCUGGCCGCUGUCUUCAACAAGUCGAUCGCCGAGCCGUUGCAGCCCGAGGCUGCGGCACUGCUCGACGACUUUUGGCAUUCGUGCAUCGAGCAGGCCUCGGCUGAUCCCCAGCGGCGUCGCAUUGCUCUGCGCAUCUGGUGCUGGAUCGCAAAGGCUUUGAUGACGCGCACCAGCGCGGCUGCCGAGGGCAUGCUUCUGCGCAUCCUCUCGCUCUUCGACACGCCCGACCUGGCGCGCGACGCCGCCCGCGGCCUUGGUCUGAUCGCUCGCACCGACGAUGGGGUUCUGUCCAAAGAGAAUGGCGCGGUGGUGCGGCUGCUGCACCGGCAGCGCUUUUACUCCUUCGUCCUGCCCAAGAUCAUCGCCGGCUACCGCGAGGCGCAGCCCGCUCCUGGGGCACCGGCUGCGGCCGUGCAGGGCGUCUACCUCAUCGCACUCGCCGCGCUGCUGCCGAGCAUGCCACGACAGACGACGCGCGAACGGCUCAGCGAUCUCUUCCCUCUGCUUCUGCGUGCCCUCGACCUGCCCGACGCCGGCGCACGCGCCAGUGCCGCUCAGACCGUGGCGCUGGCGGCGGCUGUGGGCAAGAAGGAGCGCAGCGACGCCAUCCUCGCCGGCAGCGUGCCUGAGGGCGCGCCAAAGCGCGAGAACAUGCCGCUCGACCUGGUCGAGAGCCACGUGAGCACGCUCAUCGAGCGGCUCCUCUCGGUUGCCACGCCUUCAGAGCACAGUCCGGCGGACACUCGCAUCGCAGCGCUGCGAUGCCUCGCGUCCCUCGCGCGCUCCGUCACGUACGCGGUGCUGCACCCGCACCGCGUGCGCGUUCAGCGCGGCCUCGCCGCUCCAGGCGUCGGCAUCGAUGAUCCGCGCCGAGCCGUGCGCCUCGAGGCCGUCGAGGCGCGCGACGCCUGGCUGACGCUCAAGUCCGACGACGACGCAAAAUAGACUGGACCCGCUAAUGCACCAACAACUAGAGCACCUCACGCUGCGCUCGGGGCUGCCGAGUGUGGGCGGAAGCGUGCAUUGUGACGUUGAGAGCGUGGCAUGCAGAGAAAGAGAGUACAGGAUGAGAGACUGCGCGGCGGGUGGGAGCGACGAUCGUG